Carassius auratus (goldfish) is the source of this 2880-nucleotide messenger RNA. It is a transcript of the gene vgll4b, whose product is annotated as vestigial-like family member 4b. Gene Ontology annotation, molecular function: transcription coactivator binding. Gene Ontology annotation, biological process: negative regulation of DNA-templated transcription. The transcript is spliced from 5 exons. The record is from RefSeq and is a predicted model, not a curated record. NCBI's taxonomy places the organism in Eukaryota, Metazoa, Chordata, Actinopteri, Cypriniformes, Cyprinidae. Bases 276 to 1124 code for a protein of 282 amino acids.
GCUCGCGGGCUGCGUGUCAGUGCAGUCGACUUACAGCGGGCUGUGAGGAGCACUGGCGCGACCCUUUGUCCUUCACUACAACUCUUUUCACACGCUCAAACUUCGGAAAGUUUCUUUAAACUCGCGUUAAAGCACUUUUUACUCGCUAGGCACUCGAGGGGGACGGGUUAAACUAGUUGUUUUCGCCCUGUUUGAAGUUAAAAGGCUGGGCCUUUAGACACGCUCCUGACGAGAGAAAAAGAGAAGCCGCUCUUUCUGAGAUUAAAAGUCCAUAAAUGCUUUUUACCAAAAUGGACCUGUUGAACUACCAGUACUUGGACAAGAUGAACAACAACAUCGGCAUCCUGUGCUACGAAGGUGAGGCUGCUCUGAGAGGAGAGUCCAGAAUGCCGGCCAUGUCCCUGUCCUCUGCAGUCAGCAAUCACAGGACCGGUCCUCCUCCCAUCAGCCCCAGCAAGAGGAAACACAGCGGGGACCAAGCAGACGACGACAUCGACUCUAACAACGAGCAUGUGGCCAAGAUGAGCCGGCUGUUUGCCACACAGUUAGGCAAGCCUGCCAAUGGGGACUACCGCAAGGACCCCCGGGAUCGCAGCCGCAGCCCCAUCGAGCGCAGCAUGAGUCUGGUCGGGGGUCACCUGUACACCCACAUGCCCAGCCUGGCCAUGGACCAGCCCCUCGCACUGACCAAACACAUGGACGCCAGCCGCACGGUCACCAUCUCACCCACUGUGAGCCCCGUCGAGCGCCAGCAGAACCGCCCCUCUGUGAUCACGUGUGCCCCAGCGAUCAACCGUAACUGUAACCUCACCCACUGCACCGUGUCUCACAACGGCUGCUCACCCGGCCUGACUCCAAGCUACCGCAGAGCCUCCAACUCUAACACAGCCUGCGACCCCGUCAUCGAGGAGCAUUUCCGUCGCAGCUUGGGAAAGAACUACAAGGAGCCGGAGCCGGUCACAAACUCUGUGUCCAUCACCGGCUCGGUGGACGACCACUUCGCCAAGGCUCUGGGUGAGACGUGGCUGCAGAUCAAGGCCAAGGGCAGCUCCUCCGGAAGCCCAGACUCCUCUCCCAACGGCCACAUGGUCAACCAUAGUCACUCCCCUUCCCUGGUGUCUUGAGAGGAGCGUCUCGAAGCUGCCGUGCAUGUUUUAGCAGAGCUGAUGUUUAGCUGUGUACAUAAGAGCGCACGACCAGGAGGUGCUCCUUCUACUUCAGUUGUGCUUUUCUCCUUUUGAUUCUUUUCCUUUUGUUUGUAAGUAUGCUAGUAUACUUUUAGCUUGGCUGUUGUGUUAUGGGAUGCCCAUACCUUUGUUUGUUUGUUUGUUUGUUUGUUUUUCAAGAUAAAAAUCAGCCAGACACUAUUGAACCAUCUGCCUCAGAUACCAAAGAGACUUUUCCCCAGAAGCCAUUCUUCCAUGGCACCCAUUGUCUUUCACACUCUCUCCCGCUUGUGUCCCGAGUCUGUAUCUGUAUGUGUGUACUUGAAAAGGAAGGCCUGGACUGAUUUUGCACUAUGGAUGGAUGGAUGGAUGGGGGUUGGAUACACAUGAUUGGAUGUUGGUUUUGGAGGGUGACACAGGUGCGGUUCACAUCUCUUUGACAGGAAACAUUGGUCGGUCAGUCGCUUCGGCUCAGAUUGGUUUUCCCAGGCACUGUGGUUUCAGUAGAGUAGAGUAAAGGUUUAAGGGUAAGCUAGUGCUUCUAAGUGCAUGUUUUUAAAAUAGCUGGUAUCUAUUAUUGUGUAGACAUUUCAGUCGUAAUCCUUUUAGCCUUUUCUUCAGAUUUGAUUUUAUUUUUGACAGUAACAGUCCUAGAUAAACUUACUGCUGGUACAGUUGUACUUCAUAUUAUUAUUGUCUAAUCAAUAUUCAUUGUGGUAGCUGCCAGAUAGGAGAGAAUCGCCUCUGGACAGGCCGUCUGUAUAUUAUCGGUUGGUUUAGUAUGAUUAUUAAUCCUCACGUGGUACAGGAUGCUGUCGCUCUGCAUGACUGAACAAGAAGCAUUCGCAGCUGUGGACGGGUCAACUGCAGCGUUGACCAUCUGCUGAAGACGUGUGUGUGUGUGUGUGUUCUUCAUCUUCUCUUAAUUCUGCAUUCAGCUUUGUCCCAGCGGUCCGCCUGUACCGAAACUAAACACAUUCCUCCGAUACUUCUUGACGAGACGCUCGUCCUUACAUUCCUUCGGCCGAUCUUUCACUCUCUGCUCUUUGGGCAGGUAUCUCUACACGAGACCUUGAGGAUUUCCUCUCCGUCACACACACAUUUCAUGACUCUCGGCUUGUGACACACCUUACCCUACACGCUGUAGGUAAAUCACUUACUCAAAAACAACAAAAAAAGUUUUUAUAUAGGAAAAUAUGAGACCAUCAUUACGCUGCGCGUAACGAAUGUACAGAGAAAAACAAUUGUAGGUAUUUUUUGAGGAACAGUUAAUUUGUUAAUGAUAUGUAGCUAUUUAAUUUUCCCUUGUCCUUUAUUGUAAUCAUGCUUCUUCUUUUUUUUUUUGAGGAAAAAAGUUGAUCUUUUUUGUUUGUAGGUUGUGUCUAAGGUUAAAGUGCAGGAACACAGUUAUUGUAUGAACACACUGCGUUAGUGUAAUAGCCACUUGUGUAUUAUUUCUGAAGGCUACUGAGUCUGAACGGAGGCUUGGUCCGUCUCUGGAGAAACUGAACAAACAGACUCGAGUCUGAGGGACAUCUCUGUUUGAUGUGCGCUUCCAGGAGAACCACAAACUCUUCUCUGCACCUCCGUGUAAAUCUGUAUUAUACCCUCAUUUCAUGGCCUUGUUUCUCUUUGAAUAAAACAAACUUUUGGCAGGCCAUUGUUUUGUACUUUUAAGUAGCCUCAAUGAACAAUAAAGUGCUCUUAAACCACA